AUGCCUCUUGUCGCACUGAACCCGCAGCCGAGAGUGAUUCUCGGGGCGAUGACCUUUGGGCCGGAUGAGUCUAAAGGUGCCCGGAUCACCUCGCUCGACGAAUACAACAAAUGCCUUGAUUAUUUCCAGCAGCAAGGAUUCAAUGAACUUGAUACGGCCCGUAUCUAUGUUGGUGGAAAACAAGAGGCAUUCACGGCGCAGGCAAACUGGAAAUCUCGUGGCCUUACGCUUGCCACGAAAUGGUACCCUCACCAAGCCGGUGAUCACAAACCUGAUGUCAUUCGCAAGAAUUUGGAGCUUUCUUUAAAGGAGCUCCAAACUGACAUGGUUGAUAUCUUCUAUCUUCAUGCGGCAGACCGUGCGACCCCAUUCGCUGAAACACUUGAGGCUGUCAACCAAUUGCAUAAAGAGGGCAAGUUUGUACAGCUCGGUCUCAGCAACUUUACCUCUUUCGAGGUAGCAGAGAUCUGCAUUCUCUGCGCCGAAAGAGGAUGGGUUCGUCCUACUAUCUUCCAAGCUAUGUAUAACGCUAUAACACGCAAUAUUGAGACUGAACUUAUUCACGCCUGUCACCGGUACGGUCUUGACGUUGUCAUCUACAACCCACUUGCCGGUGGUCUUUUCUCCGGCAAAUACAAGCUGGAUGAUCUUCCCACCGAAGGCAGAUACAGCGACGCAGGUUCUACCGGACCCAAUUACCGAAAGCGUUAUUUCAGAGAUGCCAACUUUGAAGCUCUGAGUAUCAUUGAGCCAGUCGCCCAAAAGCACGGCCUGACUCUAGUGGAGACCGCCCUCCGAUGGGUCCGUCACCAUUCGGCCUUGCGAAUGGACAACGGUGGUCGUGAUGGAGUGUUGGUCGGAGUCAGCAGCUUCGGUCAGCUUGAGACCAAUCUUGCGGAUCUGCAAAAAGGUCCUCUGCCUGAAGAGGUUGUGCAGGCGCUUGACCAGGCUUGGCUGGUUGCCAAGUCUAACUCUCCCAACUACUGGCACCUGGAUUUGAAGUACACUUAUGAUACUCAGAAGGCCGUGUUCGGACCCAAGGAGUAA
Messenger RNA from Penicillium olsonii, 1047 nucleotides. The record is from the annotation of a GenBank genome assembly. NCBI's taxonomy places the organism in Eukaryota, Fungi, Ascomycota, Eurotiomycetes, Eurotiales, Aspergillaceae.